AUGGAGCGCCGCAGUGAAUGGGUGGCGUCGCUGCGCUCCACGUUGCCGCAGUUUAGCAAGCGUUCCGCCGCGCCAGUGGAGCGUGGGCACGCCGCUGCCGUUCUCGGCCCUGCACCCCGACGCACUCUGGACGAAGCCGUUAGCUCUCACAACACGUCCUCUUUGCUGUUGCCAUCCAAGUGGCGUGAGCAGGCCACGCAGCAGCUCAUCACCACCCUGCAUGGCAUCGUACCGCCGCUGCAGGUGCAGCAGACGGAUUACUUUCUCUGCUCCCUCAUCCACCCCUCCUAUGUGCAAGUGAGCACGAUGCGCUGUGAGAGUGAAUCGUUGCGCAGAAGGGUGCAGCAAGAGCUUCGUCGGACUGUCUGCAUGCCGCUGGAGUUGACGAUGACUGGAUCCAAGAGUCUGCGCCUUCUGCGGGAGUUGACCCACUACGUUGAGCAAGGGGCGGCAGCUGCAGCUGCGUCUGCACGGGCGAGAGCAACGCUUCCGGCGGCGCCAGUAGCUGGAAAAAGCGACGCGCGAGAUACGUCGUGUGGGCCGUCGUCGUGGUCAUCUUACCCUCUCGAUGCCUCGUGGCCAGAGCUGAAGAGCGCAGACAGUACUGCAUUUGUGCAGGCGUUCCGGCGAGCCGGGCUCGAGUCCCUUGUGCUGUACGACAAGAGCUUCUUCGCUGCCUCGUCGUCCUCUACGGAUAUCCAUGGCACCGGAUCCGCCGAGGUCUCCUUGGCCGCCUUCACCGCCCUGUGCGGCAGCAUUGAACUCGUCUCCGGGUGGUCCAGCUUGUUGCAGUUUGUGGACCGUGUGGCAUGCGAGCAGCGUGGUAUGGAACGCAAUACUGACGGCCACGAGUAG
Leishmania mexicana MHOM/GT/2001/U1103 is the source of this 855-nucleotide messenger RNA. RefSeq lists its product as hypothetical. The coding region runs from base 1 to 855 and encodes 284 amino acids. The record is from RefSeq and is a predicted model, not a curated record. Lineage: Eukaryota; Euglenozoa; Kinetoplastea; Trypanosomatida; Trypanosomatidae. The transcript has a single exon.